AUGUAUAAGCUCCAGGUGGUAUUAGUUCCCCCCAGUGCCAGGGAUUCUCUUGUACCCUUAAGCUACCCAGCAAACCAGCCUGACUCGUCUCAGUUCAUGAAUGAUGGCAAUGGCAGUAAUAUACUGCCCAAAUCAAUGAUAAAUGGUACAGGUGAUAUGUCAAUGCAAUUUUCAAAUAACAACACUAUGACCAUUGGUUCUAUUAUACGUCCCAAUUACACAAAUCAAGCGAAGACAAAGAAAUUUUUACAUUUUACUAAACCAACAAAUUCCCUACUAGCUUUAUCAGAUGAGGUUCUAGCAAAAUGCGAAAAGAUGUACCCAAAUUUAAAUGAGGACCUGGAAAUAUUGACUUUACAAGAUAUAAAUGGAUGUGAUUUGGAUCCAGAUUUUACUGUAAAGGACAUCUUCAACAUCGAUAAUGUUGUGAUGGUUCUUAUCAAAAAUGAAUUAGAUGUCAGUUCUGCUGGCUCAACUUCCAUAUACAGAAAUUUCAAAAGGCAGAAGUUGAAUAAUGGGGGUGCUCAACAAUUAAAGACAUCUCCCAGAACCCAAUCCACAGGAGCCCUAAAGAUCGAAAAGAAACGACCAUCGACUUCAUCAGGAAUUAGAAAUCCAACCACUAAUGGCAAUUCUACAUUAAGAAUAUCUACACCCUUAGCUAACCAAAUAUAUCCGUCCCCUAUAAUGAAAAUGACGAACAACUCUGAUGAUGAGAGAGAUGACGUUCGUGAGAGAUCAUUCUUACCACCACCUUCACAACCUCAAUCACCUCCUAUACGUAUCAGCUCUGGUAUCAAUCAAUCGAAAAGAAUUAGAUCGACUAUUGUAGAGGAAGAUACAGUUUCUAGAUCAGGUACAGUUGACCCUGAUAAAUCCAAGCAACAAGUUAUGCUUCCGGGCACACCUGCAAACUAUACAAUGACCCCCAAUAGAGUAACACUCACUGGCCAAAGGGUCCUAUCUGAGAAUUAUAAUACAAACGGUAAUAAUAACGGUCUCAUAUUUGUAAGUUCUACACAAGGCCCAAAUAAAUCACAGCAAGGUCAACAACCAACUUUAUCAACACCAAGAAUAACGUCAGGAAUGUUGCGGAUUCCCGAACCACGUAUUGCUGAGAUAGAAAGAGAAUUACAUGAGGGUCCUUCAAGCCCUGCUUCUGCUCUACCUGCAAAAUCUGAUCGAAUUCCUAUGAAAAAACCUUACCUAGAAACAAUGGAGCAAGACGACUCAGAUAGAGAGUCUACAUCUGAUAAUGAAGUGACACCUAUACCAAUCGAGGAGGAAAAAUCAAAUGAUAUUUUUAAUACGUCGAAGUUUGGGAAGAUAAGUCAAAAACCCGACAAGGUCGUCAUUCAAAGAAAAUCGUCCUUGGAGAGUAAAGUGGGUAAUAAAAGGGUUGGUUCCUUGGCUGAACAAUUUCCUGAUGAUGACAUGAAAAGAAUAAGCUCAUUUUCUGAUGAAGAUGAAGAGGAAGAAUAUGCGAAAAAUCAAAAUAUCAAUUUACUCCCAAAUAUUGGUGAGAAAAAUGAGAAAAAUGAGAAAAAUGAAAAAGCAAUCACUACUCUAAACAAGAACGAGAAGAAUCAAAACUUUACCAUUACAUCUAAUGAAAAUAAAAUUUCAAGAUUAACGAAAUCGACACUUGCUGAAGAUGAAGGAGAGUUUUCUACAACAGAAAAGGAAGAUUUGCUCAAAAUGGUUGAUACUUUUUUACCGGGAUCACCAUCAAAGAAAUCCAACGGAGAUAAAGUAUUAGGUUCUACCAAAGGAGAACCAAAUCAGGAAGCAAAAGUUGAAAAUAAGACAAAAAAACCAACUUUGAAAGAGAUUGUAAGAGACUCAAAAGUGCCUGAUAAAUUGUUGAAUAAAACAAAAACUCCAAAGGGUAAAGUUUCAGAUACAAACCAACAAGUUAUAGAGAAAGGGGUAUCACAAAAAAGACUCAAUGCUGAACCCGCAGAGAAAAGGUUAAAUAAGAAAAUCAACGUUAAUAAAAUUGUAAAUGUUACCAAAAGUACAAAAACAGCGAAAAACGACCAAAUAAAUUCGUCUAAUUUAUCCGAGGAUGAUGAAACAUCUGAAGAAUCAUCUACUGAUGACGAAAGUAGGAUGGAAAGAGAUGUGAGAAUACUUAAACAGCCAGUAUCAUCGAAAGAAAAAAGUAGCAAGAAUUUACAUGCGGUAAAACAGAUGGAAGUUCCAAAGGGUUCCCAAAAUAGUGUAAAUAAGAUGUUACCAGAAGAUGCAGCUCAAAUGAUUGUUCAAAAAAAGAAAAACGAAAAUGAAGAAGUCAGCUCAACAAGUGAUUCAGAUUCAGAUUCAGAUUCAGAAAGACUUAUAAAGAUCGGUAAUAAAACUCAUAUGAACAAACCUAACAGUGUCAUUAAAAAUCAAAUUUCAAAGAAACCCGUGAAGAAGACGACCUUCGUAUUGCCAGCAAGUGAUGUAUAUUCAAAAUCUAAUAAGCCGAAAAACAAAGAAUUCCAAACACCUGAGUUUAUCCAGGAUGACUCUGAUUCCAGCGAAAAUACUUCCAGUGAUAGUGAAUCAGAAGAUGAUGCCACUGACACUUCUAAAGUGGAACAACAAAAUAAUAAAUCAAAAUAUAGAGAAAUUGCUAAACCUUUCGAAAGUAAUGAAUAUAGAAUGAUACGUGAGAUACUGAAUGGCAAUAAUGUACCAAAUGAUUCCACAAUAAAGGACACUCAAAAACCAGCUUCACAACCAAAGCCAACAAAUGAGAGUAACAACUCAAAGACUAAGAAAUCUGCGUCGAAAAGUAAGAAUAUUUCCUCUAAACCGUUGCCAGAGGUGCCUGAUCAUGAUAAGAAAAAUGAAAAUGAAAAUAGCUCACCGACAAAGAAGAUAAAAGAAUCUAAUAAUUUAGUAGGGGAGUCUAAGAAUAUUUCAGAUAAUAAGAAGUUUCCAAUUGUACAACAUGUUGAAAGGGAAAACAAUGAUGAUAAACAAAGAGAAAAAGAAAGCAAGGUUGCAAAAGAUAAAAAAAGCACCUCAACAAUUUUAUUAAAGAAGGAAUCUAUAAACACGGGUACAAAUGAUGCUAGAAGUGCUGAAACACAAAGCGUACCGAUCAAGGAGAAGAAUAGUACCUUAGAACAGAGAAAAGAAAAAAUUAAAAAUAUGAAAACUUCCACAGAAAGUCCUAAAGGUAAGAAAAAACAAUCAAAUUCGUUAGUUCCACCCAGAACAACGACAAAACCAAAUGAGCCAUCAUUAGAAGAAGCUUUGAAGGCGUCAAACAAUUCUUCUGAUUCAUCUAAUGAAUCAAAUUCUUCCGGCUCAUAUUCGUCGUCUAUGAUUGAAAGCUCUUCCGAUGAUUCUAGUGACUCCUCAUCAUCUGAUGAAGGUGAUUCAUCUUCAUCUAAAGUCAGUAGGAGACUAGUCGUUGCGACUCCUAAAGGUGAAUUAUCAUUUAUACCGAAGAAACCAAGUCAAACUGACUUUUCAGAUCUAGAAAAUAUGCCGCAAUCCACACAACCACAGCAGAAGUCACCUCCCAAAUUGGCUAAGCAACCACCCAAACAAACUUCGGAUGCUGCUCAUAAAAGUGAAUCGAAUGUUGUUGUUUCUAAACCUGUGAAUGAUAUUAAAGAGGCAAGCACAACCAUCAAACCGUCGUUAAGCUCUUUAUCUGACUUGGUUUCAAGAGGAAUCCCAGAUGUGAAAGAAAACAAGGCAAACAAAUCUAAUUCUAAACCUACACUCGACAAAACAGCUCAAGAGCCCACUUCAGGCUCUGACGAUUCGGGAGAAUCAUCAGAAUCAAGUAGCUCCGACUCAGAUUCUUCUUCCUCUGACAGUGAUGAAUCGUCAUCUUCUGAAAAUGAACAGAAGAGUUUCAUUAGUGCCAAAUCAGCAAGCGCAGCUCUAAAGAAAAAGAGUAAGAAAGUACGUGGUGGGUUUGCAUCCUUGAUCAAAGACUCUAAGAAGAAAUGA
Messenger RNA from Naumovozyma castellii, 3960 nucleotides. RefSeq names its product Tof2p (gene TOF2). The transcript has a single exon. Lineage: Eukaryota; Fungi; Ascomycota; Saccharomycetes; Saccharomycetales; Saccharomycetaceae. The record is from RefSeq and is a predicted model, not a curated record. Bases 1 to 3960 code for a protein of 1319 amino acids.